UGUUGUCGCGGUAAAUUUACAGGAGCCACGCGGUUAGACAGGAUACGUUAACCACAUGAAUUUCUGCCUUUGAGAAUAGUUAGUUGCAGUCGAUAGAGUUAUGGCUAAUUACCAUAUGAAGCGAAUUAAUUAUAAACGAUGCUUGUUAAUAGUUUGACAAACAGACGACAAAUUUAGUCACGGUAAUAUCAACGUGUGGAUACCAAAGAACGACAUGUCCUGACUUGUCCCGCAUGGUGGCUAGGCCAGUCAAAUGAACUGCGUUUUUACAAACAUCAUCAUGGAUAACGUUAACGAUUUCCCCUGCCAACUCUUCAGUUGUUUUUUCAACGACGGUCCUCCUGAUGCUAAACGUGGUGGGAAUGUUGGAGGCUGGAGAUUUUACAACCAUGUGAUCGGACGUGAGGAUCAUCGGUCUGUACAAUGGCAGGCGCAAAAUGAAGUCAAGGGAGAGCGGUGGUUGGCCACACAACCGCUUGUAUUGCCUCUGCUGCCACCUAACGAAGCUCAUAUCUACUCAUCUGGCCUCCACGCCAAAACAGAGCCUAUGGACUUCCUUAAACAUAUGCAGAAUUUUUACCAGGAUCAUUCCACAUAUGCCUUUCAAUCUAUGGGCCACCUCCUUUUGGAGUCCUUUUAUCCUGAAAAGAGACAUAGACAGACAUAUGAAUUUCUGCGGUGGAGGCGGACCGUUUUGAGAGACCUCAAGUAUACUGCAUGCCCUGUGUCAACUACACGGAUGAGGACUCAGUGUUAUGACAAUGUUUUUGGGCAUGACCUCCAUGACAUUCCUCCUCCUCUCCUGGCUGAGCUGCUUCAUGAGGAGUUGGUGCAUCAGGGAGAGCAGGAGGAGCUUCAAGAGGUGGCCACCGGGGGCGCUCUGAGCUGCUUCCUUGUCAGAUUCAAACCGACCCUCAAGAGGUCUGUCUCAUCUAUCCCAGUAAUCCAGGCCUCCAAACACUCAAAAGACUUCCACAAGGUGGAGCUGAAGUCAAGCAGGGCUGAAUCGCCACAGCUACAGCUAAGAGGUCAGCCCAUUGCCUUUGACCUGACUGGCCCCAUCAGGCAAGUGAGCACAGGGACCCUGCAGGAAGCUGUUUAUGUAGGGGUGCGUUCAGACCACUUCUGUGGUGCUUGGCUAGUAGGUGAUUCUACGAAACCACGAGCCCUGGAGGUUAUUCAGACGAAGGAGCCAGCUACAUGCCUGGUUGUAAGCCCCCAUGUAUCAAAAGAGCUGCUUGUGGCCAGUGAGAGUGGAGCAGUGUAUCUCUGGACUGUGGGAAAAGGACUGACCAAAGUCAGAGAGGAGGACUCUAAUCUCUACUUCAAUGCAAAGUCUGCAUGGCGGUGGUGUGAGUUCUCUGCUCACCCUAGAGUCAUGGUCUACACUGACCGAACGGGAGCUGACCUUACAGACUUCAGGACCAGUGAAAAUCAAAGUUACACCUUAUUUCGCAUUGGCAAGGUCUCUGAGGCCAAGCGAGGGGAGAGAGUAAUCAUGUCACGGUAUCUCAGUGAGGUACAUGCCUACCACCAUCUUGUUACCACUCAGUAUUCAGCUUACAUCAUGGAUGAGCGUAUGCCAUCUGUGCCCAUGCUGAAAUGGGACCACUUCAUGGAGAGCCCUCCCAUGUUCGCUCAUGUCUUGCCUGGAACUUCACCUCGGAGGAAUAACCAGCUGCUGUUGGGCUCUCAGAAGACCCAGGAGCUAAUGAUGUUGCAGUACUCAGGUGGCCGUGAAGAAGCCUGUGCAGCCCGAGGUCCCCAUCACAAACUACUCAGCCCUAGUGAGACUCUGCCCCACCUGCCUGUCAGAUUACCUCACAAAAACCAGACCGCUCAGGAGAGGCUGUCUCUGCCAGCUGCUGGCCUGACGGCCAUCCAGAGCAGCCAGCAUCUCUGUGUGUUGCAGCUCACUGCAGCCGGAGACGUGUUCUACCAGACCCUCGGGCUGUGCUCGGAAGGCCCUGCAGAGGAUUCCUCUCGGUCCUCUGAAAGGCAUGAGGCGGAGGAGGGUGGAGACAGAUGGCAACCUCCUGUAUCUAGUGAUUGUUCAGAUGAAGAUUCCGAACCCAGCCAGAGGAGAUCUCCUGGUGGUUUUGAGGUGGUAGCCAAUGUCAGCGCAGAGCAUCUUUCCACUUAUGAGUUGGAGAAUGAAUGUGGUCAGCAACUUACCCAAUCUUUAGGCUCGUCUGUCCAGCCCCCUGUUAUGGCCGCCAGUCUCCCAAGCACCCGGUUGCAGCUCAACAAGGAAGUACUUCGCGAGUGGAAUGAGUGGCUUUCCGGUCUAGAUAGUUUGCCGGCCCCGAAGUCACACUUCUCACAUUGUACAAAACACACCAGGGACAUGGGCGUCUAUGUUGAUCUUCAGAGCGACCCACUUAAGGAGCCCAGAUGCCAGAGUGUGCAGCAGGACCUGAGGAGGAGCAUGAGCAGGGGGCAGAUUCUUGUCCACUCAUCCACCCACUUGCCUCCACUCACCAUCACCCCUGUCCCUGGAGUGCUGGAGCCCUCGGAGUGGACCGACGACCUGAGCCAGAGACUGAGCGAGGCGUGGCAGGGCCGGUGGAGGCAGUGGUGGGAGGACAAGCUGGGCCUGAACCGGGAGCAGAAGCGGGAGGCCCUGCGCCAGAAGCGUCGGCAGGAGAAGGCCAAGGGACGUCGCCGCGUGUCACUCGCCAGGAGUUUCACCUCCUCCGUCAGCUACCAGUCUGACUCGGAAUUUUCUGGAAUUUCCAGCCAAAACCUGGGCUCGGAUUGGGACGAAGACGUAACAAGCCGUCCUGGUUCCAGUAAAAGCGGAGCACUCUCACCAGAGCUCACAAUCACCUCAAAUCUGAGUUUAGGGAAACCUCUUUUCCAGAGCACACAGUCAUCAGAGCCGCUGCCGGUCAACACCCCUCACCUUUCCGCUGCAGCGCAGGAGUCUCCCCUAGUGGAGUCGUCUGAAUUCCCUCCGCUCCUCCUGUCCGCUGAACCCAGCCGGCCUUCCAUGCUGGGCUCGGCCCAGAAGAGACCCAAACGGACAGAGCAGGAUAUUUUGCAGUCUCUGUUUAGCUCUCAGGAGGCCAGUCAGGCUCUGCUUGAGGAGAGCUCCCUCUCUAUGAUGGCCCCGUCCUCCCAGCUUUCCAGCUUCUCCUCCUCCCAACGACCCCCUCAGAUCCGGGCGUCCCUCUCACAAGCCUCCCUGCCUAAGAAAAAGAAGACACGCAUGGGCUUCUAAUGAGAACGACAGUGCGUUUUGUAAUGCCCCCCUCCGGGAUAGUUGGAAGCUCUGGGACACUGUAGUAGCUGCUGUGCAGGUUCUGCGCAGUGCGUCGGGAGACGAUCCACACCAGCUUCUUGUGAUCGGGCUUGCUGCAUUCCGGUGAGGAGUAUUCUGAUAU
This is a messenger RNA of Alosa alosa (allis shad), 3386 nucleotides long. RefSeq names its product TATA-box binding protein associated factor, RNA polymerase I subunit C (gene taf1c). NCBI's taxonomy places the organism in Eukaryota, Metazoa, Chordata, Actinopteri, Clupeiformes, Clupeidae. Gene Ontology annotation, molecular function: RNA polymerase I core promoter sequence-specific DNA binding. Gene Ontology annotation, cellular component: fibrillar center. Gene Ontology annotation, biological process: transcription by RNA polymerase I. The record is from RefSeq and is a predicted model, not a curated record.